This is a messenger RNA of Paramecium octaurelia, 3990 nucleotides long. NCBI's taxonomy places the organism in Eukaryota, Ciliophora, Oligohymenophorea, Peniculida, Parameciidae. The record is from the annotation of a GenBank genome assembly.
GAAUUAUGCAUUUUAGGAAUGUAAAACAGCUUUGAAGAGAACCAAGGAAAAAAGUUGAUUGAAGCACAAUAGAUAUCAUACUAUAUGAAGAAGCUGCAAAAGUCAACUAUUUUAGAGAGUCAGCAGCAGAGAAUCUGUGCCUAAAUGAUCCUGAAUCACUUGCACGAGCUUCAAUGUGAAAAACAUCUUCUAGAGGGAUUGGAGAAUUUCUUCAAUCUAAAGAAUGGCCAUAAGCGUGGGCACAUUCUACAGGCCAAUGGUACUUAAAUUUGUGAUGCAUCUGUCUAGAUUUGAAUCUUAAAAAUUUAAUCUCUACUAAAUUGAGUCCUUCUUAUGAAAGUGUUAUCCAGAAGAUGCUUCAACAGUAUAUAGCACGUGAGACACCUGAGCCCAAACGACAAUCGAGGUUUGAGAGCGUAAGGAGCAAAUCAUAAUCCCUUUAAUAAUUAAAUGGUGGUCGAGUUUUGCGCCAAGAUUAUAUAUCGCCAGUGGAAUACAUGAGAAAAUUAAAGACUUGUUUCGGACAUGCUCUUCAUCCAGACAAUUAAGAUUAGGAGGAUCCAUACAUACCAGUGUAUAAUGUAAUAUAUGACAGGUAAAAACAUGUUAUGUAGACUAAUUAGAACUGGUCAGUUAUUGUUGACUGGAGAUGAUUUAGGAUUAAUAAAGAUAUGGUCAGCAUCCAAUGGAUUGCUAUUGCAAUCACUAAAAGGGCACACAAUGGCAAUUAAUUCAAUGGAUAUAAGUUAUUGUAACAAAUAUUUGGCAUCUUGCAGUAAUGAUGGUCUGGUGAUCGUAUGGGAUAUUUAGAUAGGCAAGCCGGUGGCAGCAUUAAAAGUACAACAAUCCUCUAUCUAAUUAGGAAGCAUAAGAUGAUCCAAUCCUGGUUUUGGUAUUUUAUCAAAGUAGUUCAAAAAAUGUUAAUUAUUUGACAGUAGCUAGUGAAAAGGGAUAUGUUUAUAUCUACGACGUCUAGGAUUUAAUUAAAUGUAAUGGGAGUAUAUUGGGCACAUAGUUCAAUUCAAAAAUUAAGUAAUCUGCCAUCAAACAUCAAGCAGAUAUCAUUAGAUUGAAUGUGAAUUAUAACAAAGCAAAUAAAGGUAAGGUGAAUGGGAUAUUGUGUAUGGAAUUCAACAAAUAGGGUUAUUUGGCUAUGGGAACAGAUCAAGGAGAAAUAUUAAUCUUUGAUAAGCCAGAAAAUCUAUCUAAAGCAAUCAAUAAGGUGGAAUGGCGAGAACAUUCUGCCACUGUUCAUUUGGCUCGUUGGUCAAAGGAUGGUGACUAAUUGUUAACUGCUUCUUUUGAUGGAAGUGCUCGUUUAUGGAAAUGGUAAGAAGGAGGAAUUGCAGCUAAUUAACAUAAUAGAUCUUAAGUUUUAUUAAAAUAUAAAUCUACUGAAGGGAGAAGAGUCGGAGAAAUCUAAUGUUUUGCUAUUGCUUGGUCUACAAAAAGUACUUAUGCUUUGGCUUCAUUUAGUAAGAAAUUGAAGAAAAAAGGAGAUGAGGAAAAAUCAAAGACUCAAAUUCAAGUUUAUUCUACACAUGAAAAUUAAGUUAUUCAUUGUAUGGAUCAAGAAAAUUUACCUUAAUUAAAAUUGGAUUCUCAUGUUGUGUUUUUGGAAGCUCAUCCUAUUUUUGAGGAAGUGGCAUUGUCAGCUGAUGAAAAUGGAUUAAUUAUUUUAUGGAAUGUUCAAAAAGGAGUGCCUCUAAAAGUAUUUCAUGAAAGAGGUUAUCAUUUGAAAUUACCAAACUUAGAGGUUCCAUUGAAAGAUGGAUGUUUCAGUCCAAAUGGAAUGUCUUUUGUAGUAUCCACAGAUUAUGGAUCAUUUUCUAUUUAUGGUUUUGGAGUCCAAGAAAUCUUCGAUUAGACUCCCAUUGAAUAGUUUUAUGUUUCAGACUCUGAACAUCCAAUAAUAGAUGAAUCUGAUGGAUUUCGAGUUAUGGCAUUAGAUUCUGAUAUGGAAUUCUGUUAUGUUGAUAGAGGAAGUAUUUGUAAUUUCUAUAGAAUGCCAUAUCAUUAUAAUUUCUAGAAUAACUUUAAGACUCUCUUUCCUUAUCUGAUAUCCCAAGAUCAUCAAGGAAAAAAGAGUGUCAAUCUAUAAAAGCCUAAGUUAUUUACAUAUAUACAAAUGUCCAAAGGAAUUGCCAUAGACAACAUGAAGAAUGAAGAGAUGUUUUAGGGUUAUUUUGCAGAGAUGAGGUAAAUGGAAAUUAAAAUUAUUCACGAGAUCAAAGAAUUAAUGAAAGUUUAAGAUUAAGUUAGGAUUUAAAAAUUAGAAGGUGACAUUAUUGAAGUAGCUAAUUAACCAAUUUCAGAGAGAUCGCCUUCAAAUCAUAACUCCAAACUUAUCAAAAAAUUGGAAUAAAAGUCAGGAGAAUUAAUUAAGAGAGCUUUAAUUAAAGAAGAUGAAGAUAGUAGUCCUUAAGUAUCUUAAUAAGCACCUCAAUAAUCAGUGAUUAUUAUUAAUGAAUCCAAAAAAUAGAGCUAAAGAAGAAAGAAAGUAAUUGAAAGUGAAAGUGAAGAAGAAAUAAGCAAGUAGAGUAUUUAAAAUGCUAAGGAAGAUGUUCAAAUAGAAUAAUCUCCCUUAUAAACAAGAUCUAGAAGAAAUCAAAGAAGCCAAUAGAUAAGAUUAUUAAUCCUUAACAAUCACAGAUAACAAAAUGAAUUAAGACGUAAUAGAUCUCAAGUCACUGAAUAAUGUACUAGAUGCAGAAUUUUGAUGGAUAAUGUUGUCCGUUGUCCAGAAUGCAAAUCAGCUUACCAUUAAGAAUGCAGUGAAAUUCGUCUAUUCUUAUGUGAAUUAGAUUUUGGAACUCAGAAAAGAAUUUGUAUUAAUUGUAUGGCAUAAUUUUAAAGAAAGAAAUAAGCCCAAACUAGACAAGGAGAUCACUUGAGAGACAAGUAUUUAACUGAUGAUACCAAUUCCCCUCAGAUUGGAGACGAUGUUAUCUUCUUUACCAAAGGAUAUGAACAAUACCUCUAAAAAUGUCUAUAAAAUUUAGAUUUAUCAGAAUUAUCUAUUGAUUCUGCAUCAAAAAAAACUAUAGUCUUUCCAGGAGAUAUUCUAACAGAUUAAGAAUCUGCCAAUUUUGUAUAUUGCAGAGUAGUCAAUAUAAAUUACAUUUUUCCUGUCAUCAAUACUGUCUUUAAAAGACAAAUUAAUUAAAACUCCUAUAUCCUAUAAGUUUUCGAACUUCAAACUAAGGAUCUGACUUUUAAAUGCUUUUAUUCCUAUGAUUGUGAUCCUUAUCUUAUUCUAGAGGAAUCUUAUGCUUCUAGUGUCAGGUAAAUUCGACCAUAUUUGAAUCAACAAUAAAUUAGUUUUUAAACUGAUGCUGAUAAAGAUAAUGGCUUUGGUCAUCAAUAUCAAUUCAUCGCUUAAGAAACUCCUGAUAAUUAUCUCAAUGCCAGUGAUUGGUAAGUUUUGAAAUGCAAAAGAAUUAGUGAUGAAACCUAUCAACUAAGGAAUCAAAAAAGCAUGAUAGCUUAUUGUCAUUUAAACUUCUGGGAAAUUGCCUCAAUGAUGCACAAAUCUAAUAAAUCGAUUGAAAUAUAAGGUGCUUCCUUAUAAUCUGCUUUGACUACAAACGAGGCUUAAUAAAUUAAUAGAGAUAUUAAUGCAAUGAUCAAAAAGCAAACUAAGAUAGCCUUUUUCUUUUCCAAUGAAGUUGAUGUCCAACAGUAUCCAGAAUACCUAGAUUAUGUUCCCUUAAUGAGUUAUAUCACACUUAUUCAAAGAAGGUAUUUAUAUCCAUUUAAUUUUAAAGACUAGAAAAUGAUUUCUAUAGAAGUAAAGAUCAAAUACUUAAUGAUGUUGAAAGGAUUAGGAGAAAUGCUUAUAUUUUUAAUCCGCCAAAAUCUGAGGUCUGUGAUUUGGCUGAUAAAUUGGCCAACCUUUUACAUUCAAUAGUAAAUGGAGACUAACUUCCACAACAAGUAAUAGCCUAGAUUAGAGAAAUUCAAACAAGAAAAAAAAAAAAAUUAUUUUGA